CAAGAAGCCGUAUUAAUUUCUUUCUUUUCGAAUUUACCCCUAAAUUCUCGAUCUGGGAAAUCAGAGUCUUCUUCACUUCUUCUUCCUGUCUCGGCGCAUCUUUAUUGCUUCGCAGAAGGUCGCAGUUACAGUUCUCUAUCUCUCUCUAUCGGCCUUUUUGUACGUAUAAUCUUCAUAGCGAUUUUGUGUUUUUCUCGUUGAUAUCGCUUUAACGGCGGCGGCGGCGAUAAUCGCCGGCGAGAUUGGCCUUUACAAUCGGGUUCCGAAAUUUCUGUUGAUUCUAGUUUGGCGGAGGGCUGCGUAGUCUAUGAGGCUUGGUGGAAGUAGGGUUUGGAUGUGAUCGAGACUGGAGGCGGAUUGUUGCUGUGUAAAUGCUCGUGGGAGGGGAUCUAGGUUUUCUCUCGCGCGCUUUUGUGGCGGCGUUCCUGGUGCUUGCCGGACCGUUGCUGGCCUUUGUGGUCAGAUGGAAAUGGCGGCGUGCGGUGGCUAGGAGGGAAGAGGUUGACCGGCUCUUGGUUUUUGCUUCCGAUGAGGCUGCUAGGGCUGAGUCCCAGGCGGCUGCGGAGUACGGCUUUGGCUAUGGGGGCUAUAGCUUCGCCUCUGUGCUGGAAGGUGAGGUGCCAGCUGCUGUUCCGACUCCUUCUCCUGCUCCUGUAUAUUCAACUUCGUCAUCUAUGCAAGCUACACGCCAACAGCCGUACCAAUGUGCCAAUUGCUUUUCUCCAGCUUCUACUCGGUGCUCACGCUGUAAAGCUGUUCGAUACUGUUCUGGAAAAUGUCAAAUAGUCCACUGGAGACUUGGUCACAAAGAUGAAUGUCAGCCACCUUCAAACAGUAAUCAUGGCAGUAAUGGUGAAGAAGCUAAUCAUUUCAAGGUAUUAAAGCAAGGGGAAAAUGAAGGUUAUGCUGGCGGAAUCCAGGCUGAAGAGGAUAACUCUCCUGUAUCAAUUGCUCCUUCAUCUCCAGAGAUUGCGCAUUCUAAAGCCAGAAUCUCCACAUCAUUAAACAUGGAUAAUGCCAGGAAAGGAAAGCAUUUCACAGAUGGAAGAUCUACAAACUCAGAUUCUGGCUUUUCAUCUUUUGCAUUUUCAACUCCCACUGCUUUUGAAUCCAGUUCGAGCACAUCCACAAGCGAUUCAAAUUGGUCUCAUGGUAUUGGCAAUUCUACUGUUGCCGGGUUUGAUUAUAUUGAGACGUCUCAAACCACCCCAGACCACCUUAGGCCACAUUUUCUGGAGCAACCUACUGUGGUCAGUUCUACAAAUUCUGUUUCUACUUCUAGUGCAUCAGGUCUUGUAAAUAUAAGCAACAAUGGAUGUACAAAAUCAAAUCCAUUAAGUUCAAUACCAUCAAGUUUUGAUGGUUCUGGCAAGUCUUCAUUAUUGGACCCCUCUCUACCAUCUUCUGACUUUUGGGAAGGAAUAGCUCGUUACAGCAGAUCUAAAGUCAACACAAUGGAAGAUGACGGUGCUCAUCCUGAUUCUGAAGAUGUUUUCACCUCCAACAAUUCAGACUCUCAGUUGUUCCCGAACUGUUCUUCUAAAAUGGCCCGAACUGCUCCUGUUUCCAGUGCGAGUGAGCAGAACUCAAAAGUAAAAUCAUCGAGUUUGGAUUGUCCAAGGACUGAAAUAUCUGUAGGAAGAAAGGAAAAUGAAGGAGCUCAGCUUUCACAGGUUAAAGAUGAUAUAGACAUGCAAAGUUCUUCAUCAUUGAGAGUAAAAUCGCGUAACACUAUGGAUCUCAGUCACUCCACAGAGAAAACAAUAUCAUGCCAUGAGGAUUCUAGACCUUUUCUAUUCACUGAUUCCCAUUCAUGUCCAGUGGAGAAUGAUACAUUGAAAAUCAAAAGCGCAGAAAAAAUGUCUCAUAAUACUCACACCAUUGAUUUGUUGAAGAAUGCUUCAUAUACAUCAAAAGCCAGACAAGUCGAACACCUUCCUGCAAAGCCUCCUCUUGUUUAUCCAUCUUCUAGUAUUAGAAGGCAUGAUUAUCAAGGUGUGAAGUCCAUAAAGACAGAUAGUGCACAAGUGACUGUUUGCUUAUCAGGCCCAGGAGGUGAUUCACAAAGUUCAAAGGUUGGCCAGAAAUCAAAUAUCUUGAAAGGUGUUGACCCAUUCAAAGUCUCAAAGUUGUCACAGCACAAUUCGUUAAGAGACUGUGGUGAAAAUGUUGGAAGAUACAAUAACAAGGGCCUAUUUCCAUAUGAGUUGUUUGUGAGGCUUUUCAAUUCCAACAAGGUUGAAUUACACCCAUUUGGCCUAAAAAAUUGUGGGAACAGCUGUUAUGCGAAUGCUGUCCUGCAAUGUCUGGCAUUCACUCCACCCUUUACGGCUUAUUUCCUUCAAGGAUUCCAUUCAAAAGGAUGUGCAAAGAAAGAGUGGUGCUUCACAUGUGAAUUUGAGACUUUAGUACUAAAAGCGAAGGAUGGGAACUCUCCACUCUCCCCCAUCUCGAUAAUAUCCCGUUUGGAGGAUAUUGGGAGUAGUCUGGGUAAUGGCAGAGAAGAAGAUGCUCACGAAUUUCUCAGGUAUGUCAUAGAGACGAUGCAAUCUAUUUGCUUAAAGGAAGCAGGUGUCCGUGCACCGAACACUUCAGAAGAGAAAACAUGUCUGGUUGACCUCACAUUUGGGGGCUUCCUCCGUUCGAAGAUUGAGUGCUUGCGAUGUGGAGGCAAAUCUGAGAAGCAUGAAAGGAUGAUGGACCUUACAAUUGAGAUUGAUGGAGAUAUUGGAACACUAGAAGGAGCUUUAAAACAAUUCACACACACUGAGGUUCUAGAUGGUGAAAACAAGUACCACUGCAGCAGAUGCAAAUCGUAUGAGAAGGCCCGGAAGAAGUUGAAAAUAUUAGAGGCCCCUAAUGUCCUUACUAUUGUGUUAAAGAGAUUUCAGACAGGUCAAUUUGGGAAGCUGAACAAGAUGAUCACAUUUCCCGAGAUUCUGAAUUUGGCAUCAUACAUGAGUGGUACGAGUGAUAAAUCACCGAUUUAUCGGCUUUAUGGAGUAAUCGUACACUUGGAUGUCAUGAAUGCUGCCUUUUCUGGUCACUAUGUAUGCUAUGUCAAGAAUUAUCAAAAUAAGUGGUUCGAAGUUGAUGACAGCACGGUAAAACCUGUGGAACUAGAGUGUGUCUUGUCAAAGGGAGCAUACAUGCUUCUCUACUCGAGGUGCUCCCCACGGGCCCCGAGGUUGAUAAGGAGUUCAGAUCCGCGUGCACCAAAACAUUUUAACUGUAAAUCGAGUUCUCAUAAAAACUCAUGGGAUUUCUCAUCAAGCAGCCAGGGAUGUGGAGAAUGCUUUAGUUCUUCUGCCCAAACAGGGCCUUGGACAUAUCACCAUCAUCAUCAUCAGAGAACCAUGCUCGAGGACUCAUCUUCCAGCGAUAACUCAUCAUCUCUCUUCUCUGAAGGUGGUUCUUUCAGCACAGACAGCAGCCACAGAGAUUCCAUUGACGAUUUUGCUGACCAAUUUUUCGGUGAUCAUCCGGAAGGAGUUUGGAGGAAUUCUCCGGAUUCUGACACAUCAUCAUCCUCAUCAUCAUCUCCUUUUUCAAGGCAUUCACCCCUCGCUGACAUGGACCGUUACACAACUUCCUCUUUUAACCAGCAGAAGAACACGGAGAUGGCCUCAAAAAGCAAAGGUAGUGUUCCGUAUCACUCUGUGUCAGAUCCAACAGCCAAACAUUGUAGAAGUUUAGGUGGGAGUAGAGGCAGUAAGUUAGGAUCUGACAAAGCCCAUGGGAACAUGAGAUGCAGAUGAGGUCAGACCCUACCCUAAUCCGGAGCUUUUCAUAUACAUAUAUAACUUAAAGCUUUUUGUAUUGUAGAUGGUAAAUAAACGAAUCACCCGUUAACUUAUGAGCUAGCUGUAGAGUUGGGGUUUAGAGUUUGGGCGUAUUCCGUAGCCCCCCCUCCCCCAUCCGUGUAACAUAUACCCACCCACCCAUAAUUUUUUUGCCUCUCUUCCCCGUUGUAAUUGUAGGGCGUAUGUGCCAUUAUAUAUAGAGACAAACGGACCUGCUCUAACAUGAAUAUGAUGAAAUGUGAAUCAUUCUUCUCUCAAGCUUGUCUUCUUUGUCUAGGCGUUAAGAUUUUCUUGAUCGUUUGUGUUUCAUUUUUUUGCAGUAUCCCCUGUCUGAGGGUAGGGGU
Cuscuta campestris is the source of this 4147-nucleotide messenger RNA. Lineage: Eukaryota; Viridiplantae; Streptophyta; Magnoliopsida; Solanales; Convolvulaceae. The record is from the annotation of a GenBank genome assembly.